Molecule: messenger RNA, 1374 nt
Organism: Fusarium tjaetaba
Lineage: Eukaryota; Fungi; Ascomycota; Sordariomycetes; Hypocreales; Nectriaceae
Product: secretory lipase
Exons: 1
Coding region: 1-1374 (457 amino acids)
Biological process (GO): lipid catabolic process
Molecular function (GO): triacylglycerol lipase activity
Source: RefSeq, a predicted model, not a curated record
AUGUUACCAAAGUUUAUCACAAAUAUCCUUGUUUCAGGCGCUCUCGUUGCUGCCGCUACUCAAGAACCCCUGCAGCCUAACCAUUGCGACGUUGCCUGCCAACUUGCAUACCGCAAGGCUCUCUCUGUUGAGACCAAUCGCUGGGUUAACCAGAACCUCUCAACAGAUGACUUUUACUCCAACCCGUCCAAUCUUUCUGAAUACUCUGCUGGUGAUCUUGUCAAGUGGGAAGAUGUUCCCGCUGAUCAAGCCUCCAAGAGGUGGACCCUUCCCGGCGGAGUGUCCAUGUCUCGGUUCUUUUACAUGACCGAGGAUAUUGAUGGCAAGCCAAUUCCUGCCACUGGAUUUGUCUUGACUCCUUACUCGAACCCGCUCGGCAACGACAAGCCUUUCCGAACACUUGUCUGGACCCAUGGAACUGCUGGUGGCACGCGUCAAUGUGCGCCGUCAAAUCACCGGGCUCUGUACUAUGAGUGGACUGGACCCUUUGCUCUUGUUCAACAAGGCUAUGUUGUCAUUGCCCCCGACUAUGCUGGUCAAGGCAGUGAUAUUCCCCAGGGCUUCAUGUACGAAUCUGGCGCGCUUCAUGCUGCAGAUGUCAGCUUUGGACUUCAAGCUGCACGCAAGGCUCUCGGGAAGCGGAUCACCAAGGAAUGGGUUGUCAUCGGACACAGUGAGGGUGGCAUGACUGCAUGGAGAACUGACGAGCGAGAGGCCAAGCCCGGCAAGGCAACUGGUGGUUUCCUCGGUGCUGUCGCAAUCGCCCCGGCUCUCCAGCCCAUCAAGCUCAUCCCCGAGUCCUUCCGCCGGGCAAAGGAUGGCCCAGCUGGCGAUGUUGUCUCCAUCUUCCUCCUCCAGUCUAUCUCACGUCUCUACCCCUCGAUCAAGGUCGAAGACUACGCCACCGACAUUGUCCUCAGCCGCAUCGCCCUUGCGGACCAGGGCUGUAUCAACACAGGAGGCACAAUCUAUGGUAGCCUUACCGUGAAACAGCUAUACAAGAACACUAGCUGGGUUGAGCAUCCUGACUUUGUUGACUGGCAGAAGCGUUACAAUGGCGCUGGAGAACAUCCCCUGGCAGCACCCAUGCUUGUCAUCCAGGGAGAUGAUGACAUUCUGACAUACGCUGAGUAUGCCGAAGAGGACUUCAAUGCCACUUGCAAAAAGUACCCGGAGUCAACUGCGGAGUAUAGACUCUACCAUAAGACGGAUCAUGGUCUUGCACUUACAGCUUCUCAGUCUGACUUCAUGCCAUGGAUUGAGGACCGGUUCAACAAGGUCAAGCUGAACAAGGGUUGCAAGAAGACUGUUAUCAAGCCUGUUACCAACAACUUUGGACUUACCAGCCAGGAGUUUCAAGUGGACCUGCUAUGA